AUCAAUAUUAAACUUCCAACUUUCCUCCCGCCAUCCUCUUAAACAGCGUCUUUAACGGAAUUUCCUAAUCUUUUCCGAUAGUUUUCCCAAUUAAAUUAUGCUUCGUCACUGUUUAAGAUCUCGUCGGCGUUUCUUUCUUCAUUAUUCGCGACGGUUUUACUCCUCCUCUUCAAACCCCGUUGAAUCCCCUAAUAAUUUUAAUAAUCGACAUCCCGAACCUUCCCAAUCGCCGCCGCCGCAAAAUUUUCAAACUCAUCUUUCAACUGUCCCUUCCAGAACCGUUUCUCUUUCUCGAAAUUCCGUUUUGGCCCUCUCCGCCACUCUACUCUCCGCUGUUGUCGCUUCCGUCGCCGUUUUACUUGUUGAUAAAGGCAAUGAAGCCUCCGACGAUAAUAACCCUAACCCUAGAAGAAGCCCUCUUUACGAAUCGAUUGAGUAUUCGAUUCAAAAAUCGAAUGAGUCCUUCAGGAGGAUCGUCCACCAGGCUAAACAAACCAGCGUUGCCGCCUCUGUUUUGUGGCAAUCGUUGAGGUCGGUGAUGUCGUCCGCGAACCAUGAAGUUCGGGUGGGGUUCGAGCUACGCGUGGCGUCGUUGCUCGCGGACAUUGCUGCUGCCAAUGCGAGCCGCAGGGCUGCCAUUGUGAGCGCCAAUGGCGGCGCGGUAGUCGAUUGGCUGCUGGAGACGGUAGCUGUCGGCAAGAUAGAUGUUUGCAGCACUCAGGCCGAGGCUGCAAGGGCGUUGGCUUAUCUAAUUGCUGAUCCUGACGUGCGUAGAGAUGUGCUUGGAAGGCCAGGCGCUGUUUCCUAUCUGUUGAGGUUCAUUUUUUCAUGUCAACCUCAAAAUAAAUCCAAAAGGCAUUCGGGUCGUAGUUCAUUCGAUAUUUCUGAUUCUUUGAAAGGUAGAAGUAUGCUUGUUGCUGCUAUAAUGGAUAUUGUUACAUCCGAUUGUAAUAGUGUAGAGAAGGAAUCUUUUAAGCCUUGGCUACCUGAGAAUGCUGAGAUGAGAGAUAUUGCAGCAGCUGUUCAAGUUAUUGAAGAAGGUGAUAUGCAUUUAGAUGAGGGGGAGGACGAAGAUGAUGAUGGUGGAAGAGGUAUGAAAGGGAUUGGGAUUAAAAUUCUUGAAGGAACGACUGCUUUAGGGCUGUCGAGAACCGCAGAGCAUAUGCCAUUAGAUAACUCAAAUGAUACCCCUUCAGCAUUACAGAGGGAUGCUCCGAAAACACUUGAAUUGUUGAAUAAGCAUGAUAGUUCCGUGGACAAAGCCAAUUUGUCAGCUGCUGUUGUUCCAGGUCUUUGGGAUGAUUUGCAUACUCAGCAUGUUGCUGUGCCUUUUGCUGCUUGGGCGUUAGCCAACUGGGCAAUGGCAUCGGAGACCAAUAGAUCUCAUAUUGAAGAAUUGGAUCGAGAUGGGGAGGCUGUCAUGAGUGCCUUACUAGCACCUGAGAGAUCUGUGAAAUGGCAUGGUAGCUUGGUGGCUCGUUUGUUAUUGGAAGACCAUAAUCUAACCUUAAAUGACUCUAUCUCUGAUUGGGCGUCCACUCUUCUUUCUACUGCAUCACAUGCAAGUAAAAAUGAAGACAUUUUAUUAUCUCAAAUGGCUUUAUCGGCUUUUAUAGUUGCUGUUGAGAGGAGCCGUGAAGCACGGAGGACUGUAAUGGAGAAGGGUCUGGAGUUGAUGAGAGUCACUGCAAAGAGAACUGCAAAGCAUCAGCAGGUUCAAGAAGCUCUGGCAAAAUCUUUGGAAUUGCUCUCAACUGAGGAUUGGCAUUUAUCUAUUGAAGAAAGUCAAAAGUGGUCUCGUAUUCUGCUUUCUUGGGUUUUUGGAAAAUCUUCCUCCACUGGAAUUCGAUCCUCUGCCAUAAGAAUUCUUUCAUGUAUUCUUGAAGACCACGGCCCAUCUUCUGUUCCAAUUUCUCAAGGAUGGUUAGCUCUUCUGCUAAAUGAUACCCUGGCUUCCUGCAAGGCAUCAUCUGUUAAAGAAGGCACCGACAAAGUGAAGACUCAGAUUGAUCAGUCUAACAUUCUUUCAGCUGGACAGACUGUUAAUCAAUUAGCAGUUGCAGUUGUUAAUCUGGCUGGAAAUCAGUUGACCGGUUCUGUUGAUACCUUCCCCCUAGCAGAUCUUCUUUCUCUUGAACCUUUCACUGGACCAUUUAAAAAUCUAAAGAAAGAUAAUCCUCCAAAGUUUGAUGUUGCAGAUUCUGCAUUGGCAACCCUCAAGGGGAUCAAAGCACUGACUGAAAUUUGUGCUGAAGAUUCUUUAUUGCAGGAUAAAAUUACGGAUCUGGGGGUCUUAUGUUUGCUAAGACGCUAUUUGUUAUGUGAUGAUUAUGAGAAACUGUCUGCAAUAGAGGCUUAUGCUGCAUCUAGAGCACCUGAGGCGCAAGAAAGGGUUUCAAGUAAUAGUAGUGAGUCAUCACCUUCAAAUACGAAUAAUCCAUCUAGUGUUCGAGUUCCACCUACUGCUCACAUUCGGAGGCAUGCAGCUAGACUUUUAACCAUUCUUUCACUCCUUCCAAAAGUCCAGAAAGUCAUUGCAGCUGAUGAAACAUUGUGUAAGUGGCUUGAGGAUUGUGCUGAUGGGAAGACAUCAAGCAUCAAUGAUCUUAAGAUACGAAGUUAUGCUAGGGCGAUUCUGUUAAAUGUAUUUUGCAAUCAACAAAUUGGUAUUGACUCGGUAAAUAGUGAUCCUGGAAAUGGUAGCAGAGAUGGUACACACAACUGCCCAAGUUACGAUGAUAUGAUAUUCUUAAUAAACCCUGAACUUCCCCAGUGGAAGUGUCCUGGUCCUCCUGGAAAAGACCAAUCCUCUGUGCAGCAAGAUAAGUCUAUUUCAAAUGAGGUUGAUUCCAUGAAUAGUAAUAGUACAAAUGUAACCCAAGUUUCAGAUGUUGCUGACUCAUCCAAUUCUUCGAAUGUGCCUAAUAAUUAUUCUGAUUCUGAAAUUCCUCAAAUGGAUAUCGUCUUUGUACAUGGGCUUCGUGGUGGACCUUAUAAAACUUGGCGCAUAUCUGAGGAUAAAUCCUCAACCAAGUCUGGCUUGGUAGAGAAAAUUGAUGAAGAAGCAGGGAAGCUUGGAACAUUUUGGCCAGGUGAAUGGCUUUCGGGUGAUUUUCCUCAUGCUCGCUUGUUUUCCCUGAAGUACAAGACAAACCUAACACAGUGGUCUGGAGCUUCCCUGCCUCUUCAGGAAGUUAGUUCCAUGUUAUUAAAGAAGCUGGUUGCUGCAGGCAUUGGGAGUCGGCCUGUUGUGUUUGUGACCCACAGCCUGGGAGGUCUGGUGGUCAAGCAGAUGCUAUAUAAAGCAAAGACAGAAAAUAUGGACAACCUUGUGAACAACACCGUUGGAGUUGUGUUCUAUAGCUGCCCACAUUUUGGGAGCAAGCUUGCCGAUAUGCCCUGGAGAAUGGGGCUUGUGUUACGUCCAGCUCCAACUAUAGGGGAAUUGAGAAGUGGUUCUCCUCGACUUGUGCAACUUAAUGACUUUCUUCGUCGCCUUCACAAGAAACAGAUGCUCCAAGUCCUUAGUUUCUGUGAGACCAAGGUCACUCCGAUAGUUGAAGGUUACGGAGGAUGGGCAUUUCGUAUGGAAAUCGUGCCAAUUGAAUCAGCCUAUCCCGGAUUUGGUGAACUUGUUGUAUUAGAUUCUACGGAUCAUAUAAAUUCAUGCAAACCGCUCAGCAGAUCAGAUCCUUCAUACACAGAAGCAUUAGAAUUCUUGCGAAAACUCAAAGCUCAAUAUACAUGAAGAAAAGUUUAUCAUUAUACUCGGCAAUUGGCAUCAUUUCUUUCUCAUUUUUUCCCCCGAAUUUGGCUUUAUGUCUGAUUUUUUUUUCUUGGAGGUUGGCGGAUUCAAACUUUUAUGAUUAGGAGUGGAUCAAGUAACUAACCUUUAGGUAAAAGUUAGCACCUCCCAGUAUAUACUUGCAUAUGAUCAACAUUUGUGUCGCAGCUUUCUGUACAUCCUUUUGUUUAUUUUUAUUUACAUUUUACUUGUAUCUCUAGGAAGCAGAAACCCAUCCAAUGAAUGGGUUCUUAAAAUACUGUACACACAUUUGCUAAUAAAAGA
Molecule: messenger RNA, 4069 nt
Organism: Hibiscus syriacus
Lineage: Eukaryota; Viridiplantae; Streptophyta; Magnoliopsida; Malvales; Malvaceae
Exons: 10
Coding region: 98-3748 (1216 amino acids)
Source: RefSeq, a predicted model, not a curated record